AUGUGUGCAUCCAACAGCCAACAACGUCUAUUUCUCCAGCCAUUUUGGGAUUAUAUUCUUGAUAAAUUUGAUGACCGAGUGGGCUCCCCAUUUUUCCCAGUCUUGCUGGCCUUUUCUGGAUAUGUUUUGUUCAGUUUCCCCUUCGCUGUUGCGGAUCUGCUGGGAAAACGAUGCCACUUCUUUUACCAAUACAAAAUCCAGAAGGAGAAACACCCAACCAAAAUGAUGAUGUGUAUGUGUAUCUGGAAAGCUGUUUCCAACCACCUGGUCUAUGUCUUCCCAGUGGUUACGGUGAUAUGGUUUUGCAUGCCUCCACCACCUUUGCCAGCCACUGCUCCCUCUGUGUGUACUCUUCUUGGGGAAGUUUUUGGUUGUCUUCUCUUGUUUGACUUUCAGUAUUUUGUAUGGCAUAUACUACACCAUAAAAACCACUGGCUCUACAAGAAGGUCCAUGCUAUUCACCACAAAUAUAUUGCCCCGUUCUCCUGGUCAAGUCAAAACCUUGGAGGCUAUGAGUUGAUGACCGUUGGCUUCUGGAGUAGCACCAAUCCCAUUAUGUUAGGGUGCCAUCCACUUACAGCCUGGGUAUGCAAUCUGCUUAGCAUCUGGAUGUCUGUGAAUGACCAUAUUGGCUACGACUUGCCCUGGUCUCUUAGCCACAUCUUACCUUUUGGGUUAUAUGGUGGAGCCCUGGCACAUGACUUACAUCACCAGAAACCAGAAACAAACUUUGCUCCUUUUUUUGGCCACUGGGACUUGAUUUUUGGAACAUCUAGUUUUGAGGAUUAUAGAACAUAG
Molecule: messenger RNA, 798 nt
Organism: Pelobates cultripes (western spadefoot toad)
Lineage: Eukaryota; Metazoa; Chordata; Amphibia; Anura; Pelobatidae
Source: the annotation of a GenBank genome assembly